Dromiciops gliroides (monito del monte) is the source of this 2958-nucleotide messenger RNA. RefSeq names its product major facilitator superfamily domain containing 2B (gene MFSD2B). Bases 76 to 1611 code for a protein of 511 amino acids. The transcript has 14 exons. Gene Ontology annotation, biological process: carbohydrate transport. NCBI's taxonomy places the organism in Eukaryota, Metazoa, Chordata, Mammalia, Microbiotheria, Microbiotheriidae. Gene Ontology annotation, cellular component: membrane. Gene Ontology annotation, molecular function: sphingolipid intramembrane carrier activity; symporter activity. The record is from RefSeq and is a predicted model, not a curated record.
CUCAGAUCCAGAAGAGGAGCUGGUGUUCCAGGUGGCAGCGACGGUAGAGGAUACCGAGGCAGCGGCGGCGGCUGGAUGGCAACUUCCACGCCGGGCCCCAGCCCCCAGCCCCUAGAGAAGGAGGAGGAGCCCCCUCAGGGCAGUCCUGCUGAGCACCUCUCGGUGGUCUCUAAGCUCUGUUACAGCAUCGGUGGGGCCCCCAAUCAGGCAGCCUCCAGUGCUGCAGCCUUCUACCUGCAGCUCUUCCUGCUCGAUGUAGCCAGGAUCCCUGCAGCUCAAGCCUCGCUCAUCCUGUUUGUGGGUAAGCUCUCCGGGGCUGCGGCUGACCCCGCGGCUGGAUUUCUCAUCAGCCGGAGCCCAUGGACGCGCCUGGGCCGCCUCACGCCCUGGAUCCUGGGCUGCUCGCCUUUCCUGGCCCUCACCUACUUCCUUCUGUGGUUCCUACCCCCCAUCACCCAUCUGCGGGGUCUCUGGUACGGAGCUUUCUACUGCCUCUUCCAGGCCCUCUCCACGCUGCAGCAGGUCCCAUUCUGUGCCCUUACCAUGUUCCUCACUCAGAACCAGCAGGAGAGAGAUUCGGCCACUGCCUAUCGGAUGACCAUGGAGAUGGUUGGGACGCUGAUUGGAGCCACCACGCAUGGCCUCAUUGUGGCCGGGGCCCACAAGGCCCCCAAAUGCCCCGAGGCCAACCUCACUGACCCACUUCUGGCUGUGGCCUCCAGCAUCUCUCCCCAUACGCGUCAGCUUUACAUGGUCGCCGCUGGGCUCAUCGCGGGAACCUACCCACUGUGCGCGUCCCUGCUCGCCCUGGGGACCACGGAGGAAGACGCUCUCUACAUCCUUGAGCAGCGGAGGGUCCCCUUCUUCCAGGGGCUCGGCCUCACCCUCCGGCAUCAGCCCUACCAGAAGCUUGUGGCCUCCUUCCUGUUCAUCUCUGCUGCUGUCCAGGUUCAGCAGAGCUACCUUGUCCUGUUCUGCACCCAUGCGGCCUCCCUGCAUAGCCACGUGCAGAGCCUGGUGCUGCUGGUACUGGUAGCAGCUGUCCUCAGCACCCCAUUCUGGGAAUGGUUCCUGCAGAGAGCCGGCAAGAAGGCGGGGGCCUACGGGAUUGGGGUCAUGGUGCCCUCCGCGCUCCUACUGGCCGCGGCUCCCAGUGCCCCCUUGGCCUACGUUGUGGCCUUAGCGUCUGGUGCCAGCAUCGCUGUGGCCUCCCUGCUGCCCUGGUCCAUGCUGCCUGAUGUUGUGGACGACUUCAGGCUCCGGAGACUUCCCCUGAAGGGUCUGGAAACCCUUUUUUAUUCCUCCUACGUCUUCGUCACGAAGCUGUCGGGGGCCGGGGCCCUGGGUAUCUCCACCCUGAGUUUGGAGUUUGCAGGAUAUGAGUCUGGCGCCUGUAAACAGUCUGACAAGGUGGUCGUGGCCCUCAAAGUCUUGAUUGGAGCUGUCCCCACCAGCAUGGUGCUGAUAGGUCUGGGCAUCCUGUCCGUUUACCCCAUCACUGAGCAGCGGCGCCAGGAGACUGCCCACAGGCUGGAUGUGCUGAGGAAGGAGGGCUCCACGUCCAGUCACCCCAGUCCCAGUGGAGCCCAGGGUGGAGCCGCAGGUCCCUGAGCCCAACCCAGCAGUGGUAAGCCUGGCAGACGCCUCAGGCCGGCUCCCGGCUUGGGUUCUGCGGGGUUUUAAGAAGAAAUUAGGGUCAGGCAAUCCCAGGUUACAGCUGCCAUCCCUGCAGUCCCUCACCAAUGCACUGCGGGCAGCCUUCCACGGAAGAGCCCCCACAUACACAAAGAGCCAGUGCUGUCCCCUGGGUGGGGCCUGAAGGACAUUCCCAUCUCCACGUACCUCCAAAAGGCCAUGAUGUUUGGUCCAUUCCCCUAAACCCUCUCCCACGCCUUGCUUUCCUGUUAUGUGACUACAACACCAACCUCCCACCUGCCUUGAGUCACAACCUAGGAGUCACCCUGGAUUCUUUGCUAACUCUUCCCCCACCCCCCACUGUCACAUCCAACAUGGUGCCAAGGCCCGGGAUUUGCCCCUUGCAGCCUCUCUCUGCAGGGUGCCCCAACCUGGUGCAGACCCUCACCUUCUCACACCAGGCCUACUGCAAUUGCUGCUGAGGGGUCUGCUCGCCCCAGGCCUAUCCGCACUCCAGGCCAGCCUCCAGCCACUGAAGGGUUUUCAGCAAUGAUCUGACCAUGUCACCUCCUCUUCAAUAAAUUCUGAUGACUCCCUAUCACCGUCAGGAGCAACUACAGAAUGAUCUGCUUGGCCUCCAGAGCCCUUCCAAACAUCCCCCACUCCUCCCUUUCCAGACAUUUUACACCUGCCUCCCCAAAGAGACUCUUUAGUCUUAGUGCCCCCCUGCCUCCUGGCUCUCCCAUCUAUAAGACCCUCCAAUCUCUCCACUGCUCUGGGCCUUCUCUCUGGCUCUGCCCAGGCCUGGAGUGCUCUCCCUCCUCUGCUCCAACUGCUGACCUCCCCACUGAAAUGACACCUGCUACAGGAGGCCCUCCCUACUCCCUCUUCACGCCAGUGCCUCCCCAUUGGUUAUUUCCCAUUUAUCUUGUACUUCGCUUGUUUUGAAUACUGUUGUCUGCCUGUUGUAUCAUCCCUCCCCACUCAAGGCCUUUUUUGGUAUCCCAGUGCCUGGCAUACAGUAGGUGCUUAAUAAAUAUUUAUUGAUUACCGAUCAAAGCCCAGCAGGGUCCUAAUUGCUUUUCUUAAGUUUUGAAAAGGCAGAAGCCAAGGCUUUUCAGAAAUUGAAGCUGGUGGCCUACACGUGCAUGUGUCCAAGCACGCAUGCACAGAGAUACCACCUGUCCCCGCCCCCGCAAGAGCAUGCACUAAAGGGUGAAUUGAUGCUGCAGGUGGUACGCCCUCCACCAUGUAGUCUGGGCUCAUUUUCCUUAGUGGGUCUUGAAUCUGUCUGGCCAGGGGACUAGGGCUUAGGUCACUGAC